AUGACAGACUAUGUUCUUGGUCAAGUGGCGGCUGGUUUAACGAAGUCCAAAUCAAAAGUGAAAGAAAAUAAGAAGUUAGCUGCUCUUUUCACUGUGAAAGCUAAACCUCCAGAACCACAGAAAGAAAAUGUCAAGAAACCUGACGUCAAUAUAAAUGAAAAAGAAAAGUACAAUUUUGUUUGUAGGGAGGACUCGACCGAAAAACCAGUACACUGGAGUAAACUAACUGGAGCUGCUAGAAGAGUGGCUAGUAAAGAAUCCAGAAAGCAUGAUACCAGUAAAGAUCAUAGAACAAUAUUUAUUGGCAAUUUACCAUUAUCAUUAGCUCAUAAAACAAAAUUAAAGAAGUUAUUUGGUAAAUAUGGUGCUGUAGAGAGUUUACGGUUUAGAUGUCCACCUACUAAAGAUUUGACAACUUCUAAACGUGUUGCCGUCAUAAAAAAAGAGUUCCACCCUGAGCGAGAUAAUAUGAUAGCUUAUGUUUGUUAUAAAGAAGAGUUUUCAGCAGAAAAAGCACUUUUUAUGUAA
Lottia gigantea (owl limpet) is the source of this 528-nucleotide messenger RNA. RefSeq lists its product as hypothetical. The record is from RefSeq and is a predicted model, not a curated record. The coding region runs from base 1 to 528 and encodes 175 amino acids. Lineage: Eukaryota; Metazoa; Mollusca; Gastropoda; Lottiidae. Gene Ontology annotation, molecular function: RNA binding. The transcript is spliced from 5 exons.